Molecule: messenger RNA, 243 nt
Organism: Botrytis sinoallii
Lineage: Eukaryota; Fungi; Ascomycota; Leotiomycetes; Helotiales; Sclerotiniaceae
Exons: 1
Coding region: 1-243 (80 amino acids)
Source: RefSeq, a predicted model, not a curated record
AUGCCUUCUCAAUCUUCAACCACUACAAUGGCCGUACCUGUUCCCCGUCGCCGUCUAUCUCCACUUCUUACCUCUUCCACCUUUGGCGAAGACGUCAGUUUCUAUCUUGACACCGUCAAAGCGAACUCUAAGAACAAGACUCCAUAUAUCUUCCACGAGAAAGAAUAUGCUCCACCUGCCCCACCUCCACCAUCCCCAAUCAACUUCCCCGCUGAAAGUUGGAGCCCCGCUUGUCGAAGAUAG